AUGGAACCACUGGGGACACCCAUUGGGCUUGGAAUUAGUAUGAAUAUCUUUAACGACACGUACCUUGCAAACGGGGCGCUGACCUCUUUACAGAGGACAGCUUUUACGAGUGGAUUAACUGGAUUAUAUUUCCGAACAGUAGCGUGGCGAAUAUGGCUUGGAGUGUAUCCCAAAGAGAUAACUCCCGAGUGGGUUAGUGUGAUAAAACGGACACGAGAGAAGUAUCAAAACUUAAUGAAUAUCUAUUUCGAUGGUGAUACCCCUAAAGUGAUAGAAGACCCCUCCCCAGAAUUUAAAGAUAUUCACCGCCGAAUCACAAAUGAUGUGGAUCGACUCUUUAAUAUGUACGACUAUUUUACGGACUCCGAAUUUAGAAAAAAGAUGUGGAAAAUGCUUUUCAUAUACGCAUACGAACAUCAGUCGAUGAAUUACCAACAAGGAUUUCACGAAUUACUUGCGAUCAUCUAUCGAGCGAUUGACGCGGACUUAUCUGAACAAGUCCACAUCCAAUGGAAAUCGGUUUCGACGUUUCCGGAGGAGUACAAAGGAGUAGUGCAAUGUCUGAUAGAUCGGUAUUAUAUGGAACAUGAUGCGUAUGUACUGUUUGAAGCGUUGAUGAAUGAACUAGGUGAUGUGUAUGAAGUGAAAAAAGAAGUAGAUAAGAGGAAGGCGAGUAACAUCCAAGAGAAGUGUGACACUCUUUUUAAUUCACUUGAGAAGAUUGAUUGUAUGUAUUAUCAAUUGUUGGUCAAUCAGAAUGUCAUUCCAUCAGUCUUUGGGAUCCGAUGGAUCAAAAUGGUCUUCACGCGUGAAUUCCAUAUUAACGAUGUUGUCGAAGUCUGGGACGCUAUCUUUGCAUAUGGGGAACACCUCAAACUGAUUGAAGGCAUGUUUCUUGCAAUGCUCAUCUAUCUCAGAAAUGACGUGUUUGAACGAGACGACGAGAACUAUACCUUAAAACGUCUGAUGAAAUUUCCACCCGUCUUCUCGCUUCGACCAAUCAUAGAAAUGGCGAUAUCGAUAUCGGACAAGAAAGAUAAAGUGGGCGAAUUGUUACACGAAAAAGUGCAAGAAGUCAAUCCCGUAAAAACGAAUCGGAUGAAGCGGAAAGAGGUGAAGAAGUGUUUAGUGCGACACACAGAAGAGGUGAUCACUGGGAGUCCGGAACAGUCCCAUAUCCAAAGAGACGAGAAGAGUAAAGGACGCCCAACGAAUGAGAAGAAAGUGCUUCCCAAGCCGGAGUGGAUGAAUUUUGAAUUGUUGUGA
This is a messenger RNA of Entamoeba invadens IP1, 1266 nucleotides long. RefSeq lists its product as hypothetical. Gene Ontology annotation, molecular function: GTPase activator activity. Gene Ontology annotation, biological process: activation of GTPase activity. The record is from RefSeq and is a predicted model, not a curated record. The transcript has 2 exons. NCBI's taxonomy places the organism in Eukaryota, Evosea, Mastigamoebida, Endamoebidae. The coding region runs from base 1 to 1266 and encodes 421 amino acids.